Molecule: messenger RNA, 1215 nt
Organism: Prunus armeniaca (apricot)
Lineage: Eukaryota; Viridiplantae; Streptophyta; Magnoliopsida; Rosales; Rosaceae
Source: the annotation of a GenBank genome assembly
AUGCAAAAGGAAGAAGAUAUUUUUGGUGAAUUGGAGUAUUGGGCAACUGCCAAAUUGGAACUUUUCAAAGUAACCGACUCUGGACAGCUCCUAUUAUUUGUUGACGCAGAAAAAUGGUUCGGCACUUUCCCGCGCAACUUAGUGAUUAAGUCUCUUCGGUAUCUGAGGUCCUCAGUAGGGUGUGCGAUCUGUAAGAUAGCAAAUGCACGUUUCGAUGUGGGACUCUGGGCGUCAAUUGUGAGGUUGCCACGCGUCAAAGGGGGCGAGGUUGCCCUAAUGUUGCGAUCGGUCGGUUUGAUACCGAAGGUGGGUGCCGAAGGCACACCUGGCCCUGGAGUCCCCCAAGUCCCCUUGCGAGAGUCCUCGGAAGGGGAUUUGAAAUUGUCUUCGGGAGGAAUCACGGCCUUAUCGUUCGGUAACCCAACCUGGGGAAGGGGCCAAACUUUGUUCCUUCCGGCAUCAUCAGUUCAGAGGCUGACGUUGGCGAAGUCAGAAGGUCGCGUCGAGCCGACGGGUGAAGGGACGUCUGAGCGCUUCGACUUCCGCGCCUCGCGUGUCGUCUGUUCCCCACAGGAUGAGCGACACGUGGCGAAAGUAAUGAUGGCGCGCGGCGCAUUAAUGCGCCGUUUGGUUUUUCGAGGAGUACCGUUGCCAAACACCCUCCCUAUAAAUAGGGAUGACCCCGGAGGCGAAUUCACUUUGCAUUUAGUGAGAAGUGAGAGCUCUAUGUCUGAUAGCGAGUCAUUCUCUGAGCGCGAGCCCAAUGCGUUCGAUGAGGAGUUAUCGGACGGUCUCUUUGACUCCGACGGCGAAGAGGCAGGGCCUGAUGCCGAGGGUGGGAGUGAUAUUGACGUCGAGAUACUCGGCGAAGGGCCCAGCUCCAUUCCAACACACGGAGUCGGAAAGGGGCUAAUGACCGCUCCCGUCCCGUUGUCAAUCGUUUAUAGUGACGGCCGCCACGUGGGCCUCGGUAUGCCUGGGGAGGCGAGCGGUAGCCGUCAGUCAGAGACCUCCACCUCCGGCCGUGGAGAGUCGGCAGCUAAACCACCAUCUGGGCCCAGGGUAUCGGUAGUGUACCCAAGCAACCUAGGAUGCCCAUGGGGGUGCCGAAGGAAAACUUAUUCGGCGUCGACUAUCUUGGGCCGAACAAGAUUACCGAUCGGGAGAUUGCCAAAUUUCGAGCAGAAUACCGCAUUCCCGACUCGGUACGGAUGA